AAGACCAAAUACACGUACGACAAUAACAACAACAACAAUAAAGAACAGAUUGCCCACAUUAAUGCCUGUAAUGGAUGGCUAUUAAGUGUACAUACUGUAUUACAUUGCGAUACAAUUCGUAAUUAUCGCGUGUGCACCGUUCAAUACUCGAGCGACGACAACAACGACAACGACGACAACAAAAACCAAGACCACGACUACAAUACAACAUCGAACCACCAAACAGUAUUCAACCGAAGUGAUUUUGGUGCGCUGUUCACUUAAUUUCUGCAUCUCGAUUCAAAGUGUUUUUUUUUCUUCUGCUUCUUCUUCUUUUGCGGUCAUUGUUGUUGUUUUCUUUUUUUGCAUGCGUUCCAAUUUAAGAGUAUGGCUAACAUUCUAACAAAUAUCCAUUGUUAUGCAAAUCAUACGCACUUCGUGCUGUUACUGUAAGAAAGCAGCCCGUGACAGAUAUUCUUGAACUGCAUACAAAAUACCGAAAUUACCUCAUAGUUGUUGCUAUCGUUAUAUUGUGUUAUUUUUCUGCAUUUGAUUACCAAGCAUUCAAAGACAAAAGCAAAAAAAAAAAAUACGUUUUUCUUUAUUUUUGAUCGGUGCCGUUGAUUUUGCUUGAUUCGUCAUUUGUAAUCUUUUCUACAUACAGCACACCGUGAAUUCAGUUUAUCGUUUGUUGUUGUUGUUGCUGCUGCUAGAUAUCGUGAUUUAUCAUCGAAUCGACACUUUCGUUAACAUUUUAACAGAUAAAUGACAUCAUGAAAAAAAUGUGUUUACGUAGCAAAACAUACAAACGAAUCUGUAUAAAUUUCCCAUACUUCAGAAUUCUGAACACGAUUCGCGGAUCAAGCCGGUCGAGUAAAACAUUCAAGCCGAAGAAAAACAUACCGGAAGGAACACAUCAAUAUGAUUUAAUGAAGCAUGCAGCAGCCACUUUGGGUUCUGGUAAUCUUCGUAAUGCGGUUGCCCUUCCCGAUGGAGAAGAUCUUAAUGAAUGGGUUGCCGUAAACACCGUUGAUUUUUUCAAUCAAAUAAACAUGCUGUAUGGCACAAUAACGGAGUUUUGUACAGAGGAUAGUUGUAGCAUUAUGUCAGCCGGUCCAAAAUACGAAUAUCAUUGGGCAGAUGGUCAAACAGUGAAGAAACCAAUCAAAUGUAGCGCACCAAAAUACAUUGACUAUUUAAUGACAUGGGUUCAAGAUCAGCUAGACGAUGAAACAUUGUUUCCAUCGAAAAUAGGUGUACCAUUUCCGAAGAAUUUUUUAUCAUGUGCAAAAACGAUUCUAAAGCGAUUGUUUCGUGUGUAUGCUCACAUUUAUCAUCAACAUUUUUCGGAGGUGGUGCGAUUGGGUGAAGAAGCGCAUCUCAAUACAUCGUUUAAGCAUUUUAUAUUUUUCGUACAAGAGUUUAGUUUAAUCGAUCGAAGAGAAUUGGCACCGUUACAAGAGCUAAUUGAUAAGUUAACGGCCAAAGAUGGUCGACAAAUUUAACACACUCAUAUUAUUUAAACUUCCAAAAUUUAAUUCACUGUCUCUCUUUCUGUGGUCGUUUUAUACAUACACACUCUUCAUUGGCUCUUGUCAUUUUGCUCGUUUACGAUGCAUUCGAUUUAACAAAAAAAAAUACUUUCGUGCAGUCUUUUUACCUAUUUUAUUUUAAUUAUUAUUUCACAUUUGAUGAUGAAAAAAAUUGUUCAGCAGCAUUACCGUAUCUGUUAUUAAUUAAUUCCUUUUUUAAGAGUAGAAAUACCGAAAAAAUGAAAUCUCAGUUGAACAAUUUUUUCCAUUCUUUUUUAAUUUUAAUUUUACUGCGCGUUUAAUUUAAAGAGUUAAAACAAUGUGAAUCGAUGUCAAUAUUUUUCAUGGAUAGAUAGCACUUGAGCAUCGUGUGUUGAACUAUAAAUGCAAAUAACAAAUUAGAAUUAAAUAUUAGAUUUACAUCUGUGCUCAUACCGCCAUAAUUUUGAUGAAUUAAUUUUUUUCAUUUCGUCUUUUUUUAAAUCAAAUUCUAUUGAUUUUGUGAUAAUUACGCGCAGAAUAGAAAUCAUGUCAAAGUUAAAUAAAAUUUCAAGACCAGCUUGCAUCCCUCCAUUUUUAAUCAAUCUGCAUUUAAAUUUUGACCGUCGAUUCACAUACGCACGCAUCUAUUUAAUUAUUUUAAAAUUUAAUUUGUGCAUAGAAGUUGGCAGCCUAUUUAAUUUUCCGUUGAUUUUAUUGAAUCAAAAUCAAUUUUUUUUUACUUCAGUCAGAAUGAAAAAAGAUUUUCACGUUAUUUUUUUUUUUCGAUUUGAAGGGUUUAAAAAACGAAUUACCAAAACUAUAUUGAUUUCAUAGAAGAAAGGCAAACGUGUAAACUUGUAGAGUGAAAAAAAAUAUUUUUUUAUGUAUAUAACCAUACACGAUCACUUUUAUACCGAUAUCUCAAUAUACACUUACACACAAAAUGAAAUGAUGAAUAGUUUAAGAAUUAUUUUUUUGUUGUUCGAUGCAAUUUAUUCGGUGAACUAAUUGUGUAUAAAUGUUUCCCGCGAAAGAAAAAAAAAACAGAAAUUUUUUGAUAGAAAACGAUCGAGCUCAUUUGAAUUUGAAACGGACGUAAACCAAUUAGUGAUUCGAGAAAUAAAAUCGAAACAGAAAUUAAUAUUAUUAUAUUUUUUUUAAUUAUACAUGAAAAUCAUUUACUCUAUGCAAAAUGAAAUUACUCUCACGCAAUCGCACACAUAUACAUUGACACAUGCUUUGAAGAAAGCAAUUAAUUAAACAACAUUUAUUUCAAAAAAAAAGAAAAAGAUAUGAAUCUUAUGGAAACAGAAAAAAAUUCGAUGCAAAAAACGUUCGUCUAUAGAAUUAUUUACUAUUAAAAAAAAGAAACCCGAUUGUAAGUUUAAAUUAUUAAAAUUGUAAAUUUUUUUAGAUAGCUGCUACAAAUCGAUUGAAAUAAACUCAAUCUCAAAAUGUUCUUAUUUUAUUUUGUACAUUAUAAUAUUUUUUGCUCAUUUCAUUCUGAUUUCCAUUCCAAUGAGGAUAAAAUUGGCUUAUCUUGCGCGCUAACUUUGUACUCUUUUUUUCUCUUUUGUUUUGUAUGCUUAUCAAAGCCGUGUAUAAAAAGUAAUAAAAUGAAAUCAAUGUGUGUUUUUUGCAUGAAAUGAAAACCAAUUGGUGCUAUUCAACUUAUCUAUUCUCAUCGAUUUUCUGAUUCGAUAGGUCUUGAAAUUGUUAUAGUAAAUUCUAUUUACAGACUUUACUUCAGACAGUUGAAUGGCUGUAGAAAUUGUAAAGAAAAUUAAUUUUGAAAUGCACGCGAAUCUCCGAUCCGAAAUGAGUCGAUUUUAAUUAUUAUUAUUAUUAUUUUUUCCAAUGAUCAAUUUAACAAAAAAAAAACAAUUUGGUUGAGAUUGAUCAGCUUUUAAAAGCACAUUAGCUUUAGUUAUACGAAAAUGAAAAGAGGAACGAACACAUAACAAAUGAUCGAAAUGAAAUUGUCUCCCAACUGGUAACUAAUAUUGAACAAUUUCUCUGCCAUCGUGUAUUUGCAUCAAAUUUAACGAAAAAAAAACUUUUUACGAAUUUAGAAGAAGACAACAUACACAGUACACACAAACAUAGUAUCAAUCAUCGUUUGGACUAACAAUGACUGAUGCAAUUGUAAAUGUAGAUUAAUUACCUAAACUCAUAGAAAUCACUCUCGAAAUGCACUAUUUUUCCAAUAUGUUCUAUAUUCUAAGGAAACGAAAUUUUAGAAAUAAAUAAAACAAAUUAAUUGUUUAAAAUUGUAUAAAUUAAA
Contarinia nasturtii (swede midge) is the source of this 3777-nucleotide messenger RNA. RefSeq names its product MOB kinase activator-like 1 (gene mats). Gene Ontology annotation, cellular component: cytoplasm; nucleus. Gene Ontology annotation, biological process: hippo signaling; positive regulation of protein phosphorylation. Gene Ontology annotation, molecular function: protein kinase activator activity. Lineage: Eukaryota; Metazoa; Arthropoda; Insecta; Diptera; Cecidomyiidae. The coding region runs from base 753 to 1484 and encodes 243 amino acids. The transcript is spliced from 4 exons. The record is from RefSeq and is a predicted model, not a curated record.